Molecule: messenger RNA, 645 nt
Organism: Blastomyces dermatitidis ER-3
Lineage: Eukaryota; Fungi; Ascomycota; Eurotiomycetes; Onygenales; Ajellomycetaceae
Exons: 1
Coding region: 1-645 (214 amino acids)
Source: RefSeq, a predicted model, not a curated record
AUGACCUACAUAACCGAGAAAAUGUUCAUCUGGGACAACUUCCCAGUGAAUGACAGCAAGCAUGACUGCCUCUUUCUCAACCCCCUCACCGGCCGUGCUGCUGUUCUGUACAAGUACCUCCUGGGCUUCACCUUCAACAUGAUGAUUGAGCCCUAUCCCUCGCUACCCACUCUCACCAACUAUGCCAACUACAUGUGGAAUGAACCCGCCUACAACGCCGAUGAAUCAAUGGCCGCAAUUCUGCAGGAACUCUCUGGUGACAACAAACAAGUCCAUGAGGCCCUUGUUGCCUUCUCCGAUCUCAACCAGAACUGGCCCUACUGUACUCCAGAGGUGCACUUGCCCAUGCUCGACAAGGACAUCGGGGCCUUCUGGGCCGGCUGGUCCAACUGUGGCAAGAGCAAUGAUGGCUCCAAGCCGCUCUGCAAGUGCCUGCAGCUCCUCUCCAAGCUGCUCAAGAUCAUGCCACGCAUGGUCAUGAAAGAGUUUGCGACAGACAUGGAACCUUGGAUGAUGGUUGCGAGCCAGUGGGUCAAGGCCUGUGAGCACCUGAUUGACAUGGUCGACGCGCAUGAUAAGGGCGAGGAGAAGAGGGCGGAGUGGGAGUUCAAGGUGGUGCAGGAGUGGAUUGAGAAGAUGAAGUAG